CAUCAUUUGAUACCCGUUGAAAAGACGUGCCUGGAGACGAACGGAAAAGAUAUUCAUAUUAUUCCAAGAUUAAAUCGGCAGGUCCUUGAACAAAAAGCCUUGUGUUAUCUGUUACCACGGGAGAUCAGCAAGGAUGGGGCUUCGUCUCAACAUUAUUGUAGCAGUUUCUGAAAAUUAUGGCAUUGGUAAAGGCGGAGAAUUACCAUGGAAAUUGAGAGAAGAGAUGAAACAUUUUGCUCGAAUGACAAAAAGUGUGAAUUCUCCAGACAAGCAGAACAUGGUACUCAUGGGACGCAAGACCUGGGAAUCCAUUCCCCAUAAAUUUCGACCACUUCCAGGACGCUUGAAUGGUGUGCUGUCAUCCCAAAUCAAAGAACAGCAAGAUUCCUGUGACAAAGUUAUUUUCUGCCAAAACUUUGAGGAUGCAUUAAAGGCGGCCACCAGUCAAAGUUCUGAGGUGGAGACAGUAUGGGUCAUUGGAGGUCAUUCACUAUACAAGAUGGCUCUACAAUCUGAGCAUCUUCACCGCAUAUAUCUGACUAAGAUUAUGAAAGAAUUUGAAUGUGAUGUUUUCUUCCCAUCCUUUGACAUCAAUCAUUUCAAAUUAGUGGAAGAUCCUAGUGUUUCUUCUGAGCUGCAGCAGGAAGGUGAUAUUCAGUACAAAUAUGAGGUGUAUGAAAAAAUAUAAGUUUGGGUUGUAUUUUCUAAAAUGUCUAGGGCACACACACACACACACACACACACACACACACACACACACACACACACACACACACACACACACACACACACACACACACACACACACACACACACACACACACACACACACACACACUAUUGGUAACUAGAAUGAAGUUAUUAAUAAGAAACAUUUAGAAUUUCAAAAGUAAAUUGGAUAAAUGCAGAUAUGAGAACACAAAAGACAAAGUUGGAAAAGAUAAGUGAAAAGAAAUGGAAGAUUUAAAUAUAAUGGCUGAAAUUAUAAGGUGAUUGCAAUAAGUACUCAAAGAUUAUGGAGAAACCAGGGGAAAAUAGAUAACAAAUAUUUGUGAAUAAUAAGCAAUAAUAAGUCAGUCACAAAGUUUACAACAUAAGUGAACAUGCUAGCCAAACAAUAAGUAGCAACUGAUCCUGGCUACAUCACUCAGCAUCCUAGGUAAUGGAAUGGUGAUAUCAAGUGUCCUAUAAUUAUACAGACUUCUACAUCACUGACAGGUGCAAACCCACAUUUAUUUGAAUCUGUUGUAUACAUCAAACUCUGAGAAUUCUGGAAUGCAUUAGGAUGAAUUUUAUAUGAUGAAAGUGUUUGUUCUAAAAAAAAUGUUAACUUGCCUGAAAAUAAAAAGUAAGUGAU
Molecule: messenger RNA, 1357 nt
Organism: Scylla paramamosain (green mud crab)
Lineage: Eukaryota; Metazoa; Arthropoda; Malacostraca; Decapoda; Portunidae
Gene: Dhfr
Product: dihydrofolate reductase-like
Exons: 5
Coding region: 134-688 (184 amino acids)
Biological process (GO): tetrahydrofolate biosynthetic process; glycine biosynthetic process; dihydrofolate metabolic process
Cellular component (GO): mitochondrion
Molecular function (GO): dihydrofolate reductase activity; NADP binding
Source: RefSeq, a predicted model, not a curated record